Theobroma cacao (cacao) is the source of this 1539-nucleotide messenger RNA. RefSeq names its product cytochrome P450 93A3-like. The record is from RefSeq and is a predicted model, not a curated record. Gene Ontology annotation, molecular function: iron ion binding; monooxygenase activity; heme binding. NCBI's taxonomy places the organism in Eukaryota, Viridiplantae, Streptophyta, Magnoliopsida, Malvales, Malvaceae.
AUGGCUGAUUUCCAACCCUACAUCAUACUUUUCCUCAUUUGGCUAGUGUCCCUUAUUUUGGUCAGAAGAAUCUUCACCAAGAGCCGGACCACCUCACGUCUCCCACCAAGCCCAAUGGCCCUUCCUAUCAUUGGGCACCUCCACCUCCUUGCACCAAUACCUCACCAGGCUCUUCACAAACUUUCAACCAAAUAUGGACCCUUAAUGCAUGUCCUGCUUGGCUCUGUCCCUUGUGUUGUGGCUUCCACCCCAGAAAUGGCAAAAGAGUUCCUUAAAACUCACGAGUCGUCUUUCUCCAACCGUCCAAAAACAGCUGCUGUUGACUACCUUACAUAUGGCUCAGCAGAUUUCUCCUUUGCUCCCUACGGACCGUACUGGAAGUUCAUGAAGAAAAUUUGCAUGUCUGAACUACUUAGUGGUCGAAUGCUAGACCAGUUUCUUCCGGUUAGACGCGAAGAACUAAGGCAGUUUUUGCAGUUCCUGAUGAAAAAAGUAAAUGCAAGUGAAAAGGUGGAUGUUGGAGGAGAGCUUGUAAGGCUAACAAAUAAUAUUGUAUCAAGAAUGACAAUGAAUCAAACAUGUUCCAAUGAUGAAGAUGAAGCCGAAGAAGUGAGGAAGUUGGUUCAAGCAAUAGCUGAGCUCUCAGGGCAGUUUAAUUUGUCAGAUUUUAUCUGGUUCUGUAAGAAUUUGGAUUUGCAAGGGAUGAAUAAAAAGCUCAAGGAGGUUCGUGAUAAGUUUGAUGCAAUGAUGGACAAAAUAAUAAGGGAGCAUGAAGAAGCGAGGAAGAGAAAGGAGGAUGGAGGUGAUGCGGUGAAAGAUCUACUUGAUAUUUUACUUGAUAUAUCAGAAGAUGAAAGCUCAGAGAUGAGAUUGACUAGAGAAAACAUAAAGGCAUUCAUCCUGGACAUAUUUGCAGCUGGAACCGACACAUCUGCUGUUACUACAGAAUGGGCGCUUGCUGAGCUUAUCAAUCAUCCUAAUAUAAUGGAGAAAGCAAGAGCAGAGAUUGAUAUUGUUGUAGGAAGGAACAGAAUAGUAGAAGAAUCAGAUACCACCAAUCUCCCCUACCUUCAAGCUAUAGUAAAGGAAACACUAAGGCUUCACCCCACUGGCCCCAUGAUUGUGAGGGAGUCAAGUGAACACUGUACUGUUGGAGGUUAUGACAUUCCGGCAAAGACCCGACUCUUCGUUAAUGUGUGGGCCAUAGGUCGGGACCCUUAUCACUGGGAGAAUCCACUUGAAUUUUGCCCAGAGAGGUUUGUCAGCAUAGAGGAAAGUGGAAAAAGUCAACUGGAUGUAAGGGGACAGCAUUUUCAUCUUUUGCCAUUUGGGAGUGGAAGAAGAUCAUGCCCUGGAACAUCACUAGCAUUGCAAGUUGUUCAGACAAGUCUUGCUGCUAUGAUUCAAUGCUUUGAUUGGAAGGUUAAUGGAGCAGAUGGUACUGUUGACAUGAAGGAAGGACCUGGACUGACCCUUCCACGGGCUCAUCCCUUAAUCUGUAUCCCUGUACCUAGGCUAAAUCCAUUUCCCUCGUUCUGA